AUGGAGAGCAGCGGCCCGAGCCCGGAGCGGGGUCCCGGGCAGCCGCAGCCCCCUCCCGCCGCUCCCUGUGCGGAGCAGGCGCUGCUGCGGGCGCGGCUGGCGCUGCCCGAGCCCGGAGCGCUGCGGGAGCUGGAGGCGCUGCUGGAGGCGGCGGAUCCGCGCUGGCUGCUGGGCUCGGCCGGCCCCGCGGCCCUGGGCGAGCUGGCGGCGGCUCUGAGCCGCUCCGCGGCCCCUCCGCGCCGGGAGGCGGACGGGGCCGAGCCCCCCGGGCAGGACGCGGCGCCGGCGGCGGUGGCGGAGCGGGCGGAGCGCGUCGGUGCCGCGUUCCUGCUGCUCCUGCGGAAGAUGGAAGCUGCCGGCGGCCAGCGAGCGCUGGGGACGGCCGCGGCGCGGCCGGUGCUGGGACACGCGUUCAUCUUCGCCGUCACGCACAAAGAGCCGAGGCGCUGGACCACGGAGAGGAGUCGGGCGGUGGCUCGGGAGCUGCUGGAGAGGCUGGUCCAGGCCGCGGGCUGCGGGUCCGUGGAGGAAUUCCUGCGGGGAAAGGAGGGGGAUGAGGAAGGAAGAUUUGGAGCAGUGAUGGGGCUCCUGAAGCAGGAGUUAACCAAAGACACCUGGAAGCGUAACCCUGCCUCCAAGGACGUGUUCUCCUGGGCCCUGCUCCGCGUCGGCCGGCCCUGGCUGUGCCCGCACCUGGAGCGGGUCCUGCCGCCCGCGCUGCUGCUCUCCGAUGACUUCCAGGAGGAGAACAAAGUGCUGGGCGUGCGCUGCCUGCACCACAUCGUCCUCAACGUGCCAGGAGCGGAUCUGUGCCAGUUCAACCGGGCCCAGGUGGUGUUCCACGCCCUCUACAACCACCUCUACUCGCGGGAGGCGCCUCUGAUCCAGGCAGUGCUGCUGUGCCUGCUGGACCUGCUGCCCGUGCUGGAGCGAUGCCAGCGGCACCAGGGCCACGGCAGAGCCACCUCCCCCUGGGACCAGGUGCUGCAGCUGGUGCUGACCCACAUGGAGGCCGAGCAUCGCCUGGCCUUGCGUAGGGUCUACGCAGGGACCCUGCCAGCCUUUGUCACCAGACUCGGCAUCCUCAUCGUGAGGCACCUGAAGAGGCUGGAGAGAGUCAUCCUGGGCUACCUGGAGGUCUCUGAUGGCCCCGAGGAAAAGGCCAGGCUGGGAAUCCUGGAGACUCUGCAGUGCACCAUCGAGCACGCCUGGCCCAGGAUGCCCUGCAGGCUCCCCGUGCUGCUCAAGGCGCUGCUGAGGCUGCUCUGGGACGUUCACACGGAGCGGGGCCCGAGCCCCGAGCCCGUCAGAGCCGCCCUGCUGCGCGGGGCCACGCAGUGCCUGGUGCUGCUGGACCGCUGCUCCCAGGGCCGCGUGAAGGUGCUGCUGGAAGGGGUGCACAGCAGCUGUGAGGAGAACCGGGUGAGGGAAUGCCUCAGGAAGGUGCAGGAGAGCGCCUGAGGUGCCUGACACUGCUCUCAGCCCCUUUUGUACAGUAAAAU
Molecule: messenger RNA, 1502 nt
Organism: Hirundo rustica (Barn swallow)
Lineage: Eukaryota; Metazoa; Chordata; Aves; Passeriformes; Hirundinidae
Gene: TTI2
Product: TELO2 interacting protein 2
Exons: 7
Coding region: 1-1461 (486 amino acids)
Cellular component (GO): cytosol; nucleoplasm; centrosome
Source: RefSeq, a predicted model, not a curated record